AUGGCCGAAUUCCGAGUAAAUCAUAAGCAAUCAAGAAAGAAGAAGAAAAAGAAGCCCCUCAAAUCUCUAAUAGCAAUAAUAAAAAUCGGAAUCUUAGCGGCCAUAGCGGUGGGUAAAAUCACCCUUCUGAUAAAAAUUUUCGAGGCUGCCCUUAAAUUUAAGUUCCUCCUUGUGUCAGCUGGAGGUUUUCUGAUUAACUUGGUCAAGUUCUGGUUUGACAUGAGGUCAAAGAAGCACGACGAUCACGAAAAUAUUGUUUUCAAGAACCCUUACGAACACUCAGGGGAUUGGAGUGGUGGACCUGGCGAAUACAACGCUAGGGCGUACGAUAUUCGGAAAGAGUACGGCCAGAAUUUGGCCUACAAGGGACAGAAACCGCAAUAA
Molecule: messenger RNA, 384 nt
Organism: Anoplophora glabripennis (Asian longhorned beetle)
Lineage: Eukaryota; Metazoa; Arthropoda; Insecta; Coleoptera; Cerambycidae
Exons: 3
Coding region: 1-384 (127 amino acids)
Source: RefSeq, a predicted model, not a curated record